Messenger RNA from Penaeus indicus, 1119 nucleotides. Its product is annotated as glutaminase liver isoform, mitochondrial-like. Gene Ontology annotation, molecular function: protein binding; glutaminase activity. Gene Ontology annotation, biological process: L-glutamine catabolic process. The transcript is spliced from 5 exons. The coding region runs from base 40 to 783 and encodes 247 amino acids. The record is from RefSeq and is a predicted model, not a curated record. Lineage: Eukaryota; Metazoa; Arthropoda; Malacostraca; Decapoda; Penaeidae.
CCCGGGCCCUAACCCCCGUCUCUCCCACAGUGCUGCUCGAUGGAGGUCACGGCGGAGAGCAUGUCGGUGAUGGCGGCCACGCUGGCCAACGGCGGCAUCUGCCCCAUCACGGGCGACCAGGUCAUCCAGCCCAACGCCGUCAGGGACGUCCUCUCGCUCAUGCACUCCUGCGGCAUGUACGACUACUCGGGGCAGUUCGCCUUCAAGGUGGGUCUCCCGGCCAAGUCGGGCGUGUGCGGCGCCAUCAUGCUGGUCAUCCCGAACGUGAUGGGCGUGUGCACGUGGUCGCCGCCUCUCGACUCGCUCGGAAACUCCGUCAGGGGACUCAAGUUCUGUGAGGAAAUGGUCCAGGUGUUCAACUUCCACCGCUACGACAACCUGCGCCACGCCGCCAACAAGAAGGACCCGCGGAAGCAGAAGUUCGAGUCGCGCGGCCAGAAGGUCGUCUCGCUCCUCUUCUCCGCCUGCUCCGGCGACGUCACGGCCAUGAGGAGAUACGCCCUGGCCGGCCUGAACAUGGCGGAAAGCGACUACGACGGCAGGACGGCGCUGCACCUGGCCGCCGCCGAGGGCCACCUGGACACGGUGCGCUUCCUGCUGGACAAGUGCAAGGUCCCCCCGGCGCCCAGGGAUCGCUGGUCCCAAACGCCCGCGGACGACGCCGAGCAGUUCGGGUUCGCGGAGGUGGCGCAGUACAUCAAGGACUACGAGCAGAGCCUGGAGGAGGCCAAGAAGAAGGACACCAUUGAGGAGGCGGAGGAGGAGACGCAGGCAGAGCAGUAAAAAGACUUUUUCAGGAGAUGCGGAAAGAAAGACGUCGCUCGCUAGACAUUUAGACAUUAUUUCUUUCGGUUGAUUUAUGGUGCAUUUCUAGUCAUUGUAACGUACAUUUCCAGGUGAAAGUGUAUCGUGUGCUGUUAUUGUUUUUACUUUUUUUCUAGCUAUAGAAACGAUGGUUAGAAUCACCAUAAGAUUAUUUGUAUAUGGUAUGUAGGUCAGUUAUAUUCGACCCCAUUUUCAUGAUACGAAUUGUUAUAUAUUUUCAUUUUUUAUCAUAAAUCUUAUAUACAUAGCCAUAUUGUAUAAACGGGAAACUGAAUGGAGGCAUCAGACAUAUUG